Molecule: messenger RNA, 1149 nt
Organism: Dovyalis caffra
Lineage: Eukaryota; Viridiplantae; Streptophyta; Magnoliopsida; Malpighiales; Salicaceae
Source: the annotation of a GenBank genome assembly
AUGGAAGAAAGAUGGGGCUUUCUGCCUUGGAGUGGUAGAAGUUGGAUAUCGAGGGGUGUCAAUGAGUGGUUUUAUCGAAAGAAACAAAGCAACGGAAGGAGGGAGAGGUGCAAAGCAAGACAAGUGGUUCAUUCAACUACCUCAUCUAUCCCCUGUGUUCUUGUAUGGCUAUUGGAAAAUCGCCUCGGGGCUAAUGGCAAUGAUGAAACAAUAACUACGCUUCCUAAUAAAGAUAAUGCUGUCAAGGAAAUCACACAAGAUCGAGUUCCUGGUGGUGCACACCUUCGUGCUACUAGCAAAUUAAUUGGAGCUGGCAACAAACACCAAAAUUUAAGACUAAUUUCCUUUGGGUUGUGGGAAGCUGCUGCUGAUUGGGCCGAUCCUUCAUUGAGCUGCUUCAGGCCUUAUCCUCCGUGUGAAGAUGGAGUGCGUUUGCACGCAAAUUUGAGUGGACUCGGGUUUGAUCCCAAGACUGAGAAAUUUAAGGUUCUUAGGUUUACUUAUCCACUUGGAAUGGCUAUGGGGGCCUUUUCCGUCGAGCAUUUGAAGGCUGAGGUAUGCACACUUGGCAAUACCACAUGGAGAAGCAUUGCGCAACACCAGCAGUUUGUUCGUUCCCAUUUUCAUUCUGAUAACUUCAACGUAUUUAUGAAUGGUUCUCUUCAUCGUAUUGCUGAUCACGAAGGAGUUAGGCAAAUAUGUGCAUUUGAUUGCGAGAGUGAGCAAUUCAAAUCAAUAUUGUUGCCGUCUGUUUUUUCUGUUGAAGAUGAUUUGGACUUUGUUUUGCAAAAUGUUGGGGCUUUAGGGGACUCCCUGCAUCUCUGUUUACUUGUUGAAAAUUUUCAACAAAAUGUUUUGGAGGUAUGGCUGAUGAAGGAGUAUGGUAUUGUUGAAUCUUGGACCAAGAUAGUUGUCUUUGAAAACAUAUUGGAACCUUUGAAUGAUUGGAUACCGCCUGCAGUGAUAAAGGUGUUCGGAAAUGGGGAUCUCUUGUUCUAUCGUCGCCCAUAUGUAUUUUUAUAUAAAUCUAAAACAAAUGGUCUCACAAAAUUGGACAGUGAUAGAAUUCAAUCAACUAUGAAGCCGAUUGAUCACAGACCCAGCUUUGCCUCACUCAAUGAUUUAGUGCGAGACAACUCGUCGAUUUAA